Syzygium oleosum is the source of this 2115-nucleotide messenger RNA. Its product is annotated as protein ACCELERATED CELL DEATH 6-like. Gene Ontology annotation, cellular component: plasma membrane. Gene Ontology annotation, molecular function: protein phosphatase 1 binding; protein phosphatase regulator activity. The coding region runs from base 1 to 2115 and encodes 704 amino acids. Lineage: Eukaryota; Viridiplantae; Streptophyta; Magnoliopsida; Myrtales; Myrtaceae. The transcript has 3 exons. The record is from RefSeq and is a predicted model, not a curated record.
AUGGACGUGGAGAUAUCUAUAGCAGAGGAGAACGUUGGCACGAGCAACCCGAUCAAGGAGGAGGUCAAGAAGGAUGAUGGAGGAGCUUUCAAGGAAAUGUUAGAGGAUGAAAUAGAUUCUUCCAAGGAAGAAGAAAUCUGGAGGAGUCGACGGGAGAGAAUCAAUAAUGCAUUGGCAGCCGUGCGAAACGCGGAGCGACAAGAUCCAGCAGAAGUGCGUGCCGCUGCUCAAAGACUGGCGGAUGUCAUCAAGGACGCCGAUGUCGAAGAGUUCAUUUCUGCGAUCGAAAAGCUUGCCAAUCAAACCGAUCCGUCUGCCAUUUUCAAUUUCCGGAGAGUAUCGGGCACUUCCCUGCUCCACGAUGCUGCAAGAGCCGGCAAGGACGACAUCCUGAGGCUCUUGCUUGAUUAUGUCCCUGUCCAUCUCAUAGCUGCCCAAAAUGAAAGGGGAGAUACCCCCCUCCACCUGGCGACUGAGGCUAAGGGAUCUAGAGCUGCUGAGAUAUUGAUUCGCAGGACAAGAGACCUCCCCAACGUGGAGGACAAGAACCAGAUCCUGAGGAUGAAGAACAUAGAUGGAAACACCGCUUUGCACGAGGCUGUGCUUAAUUAUCACGUAGACGGGGUGCGCCAUCUAUUGAACGAAGAUUUGGAGCCCGUGUACUGGAAGAGCGCGAAUCAGAUGUCUCCCCUGUAUAUGGCCAUUGAAUCCGAAGAACCCGAGAUACAUGAGGUUUUAUUUUCGCUCCCGCUCGAACCAUCGAAGAUACAAGGCUUGCCGCCCAUUCAUGGUGCCAUCACGCGUGAAAACUUAAAUUUGGUCGCCUUGAUACUCAAAAAGAACAUGAAGCUAUUUGCAAUGACCGACUCCAGAGGCGGUAAUAUAUUCCAUUUAGCAGCUUACAUGAAUAUGGCCCGAGCAUUCGAAUUCUUGAGACCGGAAACUGAAUAUUUGGCCCAACAACGGGAUAUGAAUGGGGAUCUUCCCAUUCAUAUUGCGAGCAAGAUGGGUUAUGUUGAUCUAAUCGAGAAGCUACUUCCGGUAUCACCGUUGCUGAACGGGCGAGGACAAAACAUUCUUCAUGUGGCAGCAAAAUAUGGGAGAACUUCAGCAGUGAGAUAUAUACUGGGACGUCCAUAUUCAGAUAUGUUGAUAUAUGAUGGAGAUCAUGCUGGAAAUACACCUUCGCACUUGGCAGCGAUGUAUGCACAACCCGCCGCUUUGAUUCCUCUUAGGUUGGAUGAAAGAAUUAAUCCCGUCCGGAUGAACCAUGAAUGCUUGACUGCUCUUGACAUUGCUCUAGAUCGCUACAGAAGGGAGCGUACGUUGCGGAGGCGAUUGACAUUCAUGGUGUUGAUGUCCUUGACAUUUGAGGGAUGUGGAGCUGUAAGCACAGACUUACUCGUACUUAGGCCGGAAGCUCGAAAUGAAGACUUUGCAAUAUACUCCUUGCGCCAACAGAAGCUGAAAGAGGACCAGGUGAAGGAUGUGAUUAAUACCCGCCUGCUGGUGGCAACGCUUGUGGCCACUGUGACUUUCGCAGCUGGUUUUGCAGUCCCUGGAGGAUUUAACGGCUCGGACACGGCCUCUAAAGAUGAUCGGGGCAUGGCUACUAUGCUGGACAAGAGAUUGUUCCAGGCCUUCGCAAUUUGCAACACCAUCGCAAUGUUCUGCUCAAUGACCGCAGUCAUCAACCUCAACUGGGCACAGCAUUAUGACAUUGAAGCCGCGAUAUCUGCAUACGACCACUCAGAACUGCCGCUAGCAAUUGCACUCCCAGCUAUGUCUGUGGCUUUCUUAACUGGUGUCACCUUGACCGUUGGCAAACUUCAUUGGCUUGCAAACACCGUAUUUUAUUUGGGACUCGUUUUCCUCCUCAUUAUCUCAGGUGCUAAUUUGUUAGAGGACCCUCCCUUACUUCAUAGUAAUCAUCGUCCUAUCCGUCGUCUGAUACUCUGGUUUGUUCUCGCUUACAUUUAUUUUUGGGGAGUUGAGACGUACCUUUUGGAUGACUCAGAAGACAACAAAACGAUUAGUGGGACCUCGGCUAGUCGGCCUCCAGACAACUCGGCGACAGCAAUAUGUGGGGACGCGCCACAUUCUCCUAGUCACUAA